AUGGAAAGUAGUAAAUUUGUUAAAAUUAUAUGGGUUUUUGGUAUUUGGAUUUUGGUAUUCACUUUUUUAAUAAUAUACAAUAAUUACGAUUAUAAAUCAACUUUUGGAAUCAAUAAAUUCGAAAAACGAAGUUUAAAAACAAUAAAUCAAAUUAAUAACAAAGAAAACGGGGAUGACAAAAAAUUAUCUGUAUUUUUAAUACCUCAUUCUCAUUGCGAUGGUGGUUGGUUACAAGAUUAUGAUGGAUAUUAUUAUAAUAUUGUUCAAUAUAUUUUAUCUGGUGUUGUUAAUGAAUUAAAUUUAGAUAAAGAAAAGAAAUUUAAUUGGGUAGAAAUUGGAUUUUUUAGUAGGUGGUGGAAUGACCAAAAUGAAAUUCAAAAAGAAAUUGUUAGAAAUUUAAUAAAUAAUAAACAAUUAUCAUUUAUUAGUGGUGGAUGGGUACAAAAUGAUGAAGCAACAGCAACAAUUGAUGAUGUUAUAACACAAAUGACACAAGGCCAUCAAUGGUUAAAAGAUACACUUAACUAUACAGUAGAGUAUGCAUGGCAAAUCGAUCCAUUUGGAUAUUCAUCAUCAACACCAACCAUUUUUUCAAGUAUGGGUAUAAAAGGAUUAGUUAUUAAUCGUGUUUCAAAUGAUGUUAAAUCUUAUAUGAAAUCAGUCAAAGAAAUGGAAUUCAUAUGGAAAGGUUCAGAAUCAUUAGGAGAACAAUCACAAAUGUUAGUUUCCACAUUAAAUAUCCAUUAUGAUUAUCCAAAACAUAUUGACCCAAAGAAAGAUUUUUCAUUAAAUGAUCGUAUCAAAGGAUUCACUAAAUAUCUCAAUGAUUUAUCAAAAACUAGAGAGUCAAACAUACUAAUGAUUCCAUUAGGUGAUGAUUUCAGAUAUUCAAAUGCAAAAACUGAAUUUUCAGUUUCAAAAGAGUGGGUAAAAGCUUUACAAGAUAAUAAAGAAUAUUACAAUAUCAAAGAAAUUAAAUAUGCAACUUUAGAUGAAUAUUUCAUUGCUUUGGAGGAUAGUUUCUUGAGAAAUAAUAAAUUUGGUAAAAGUAGAAAACAAAAUGUUUACACUGAAACUUUUAGUGAUGGUGAUGAUGAGGUAUCAGCAUUGUCAUUAUAUAAUAAAGAUUUCUUUCCAUAUUCAACUGGUAAUUUAGAAUAUUGGACAGGAUAUUAUACAACAAGACCAUUGUUAAAAAGAUUGAUUAGAGAAUCAAGUCUUUUACAAAAAUCAUCAGAUAUAUUAUACACUUUAGCAAUUGGCGAAAAUUCAAAUAAUCAAAUCGAUAUUAAUAAUUUACAAACGUUAUCAAAUCAAUUAAAUGAAAAUAGAAAUACAAUAGCAUUGGUUCAACAUCAUGAUAUUGUUACAGGUACUUCAAGAUCAUUUGUUUUAAAUGAUAAUUUCCAAAGAUUACAAAAAUCAAGAAUUUCAAAUUAUAAUAUCAUUUCAAAUUCUUUAGAAUAUUUAUUAAAUAAAAGUAAUAACAAAACAAAUAAUAAUAAUAAUAAUAAUAAUAAAAAUAAUAAUAAUAAUAAUAAUAAUAAUAAUAAUAAUAAUAAUAAUCUUAAAAAUACAAAUAGUAUUAGUACAACAGGUAGUAGCAGUAGUAGUGGUAGUGGUAGUAGUAAUAAUAAUAAUAAUACUGUAAAUAAAAGUGAACCAUUCAAUUUUGAAAAUGCAAUAGAUUUAUCAAAUGAAUCAAAUAAUCAAUAUUCAUUAGUAUUCCACAAUACAUUAGGUUGGGAAGUUAACCAACAUGUUUCAUUUAGAAUAAAAGUUAAUAAAAAUGAUAAUCAAUUAUUAGAAUCAAUUCAAUUGGUUGAAGCUAUAUCAAAUAAAACAAUUCAAAUUCAAAUAAUACCAAUUCAAGAUGAUUCAAAUUGUCAAUCAAUUGAAAAUAAUUAUAUUGUAUUUGCAAUUAUUAAUUUACCACCAUUAGGUUUAAAUACUUAUUAUUUAAGUAUUGCUAAUAGCGAAGAUUCAAAAUCAAAUUUCACCUAUUUAUCAAAACCAAAAUUAUUGAAAAAAGGAAAUGAAAUUAAUUUUAAUAAUAAUAGAUUCAAAGUAGAAUUCGAAUCAAAUGGUUUAAUAAGUAAAAUAACUGAUAAAAAUUCAAAUGAAAUUAAAACAAUCGAACAAACAUUCCAUCAAUAUUCAACUAAAAAGAGUGGUCCAUACAUUUUCAAUGUUAAAGGUGGUAAAAAACACGGAUUCUUAGAGAACCCUGAUAAAUUCAUCUACCACGAUGGCCCAUUAGUAUCUCAAUUAACAAUGUUAUAUGGUGUAGAUGAUUAUUGUAAUGUAACAUCGAUUGUAGUUCAAAGAAUUUAUAAAAAUAAUAAUGAAAUCAAUAAUAGUAAUAGCAAAUCAUUAAUCACAGAGAAUUACAUUGAAACUGGUUAUUCAAUUAACGGUGAUAUGAAUAGAGAAACAACAAUCAAUUAUAAAGUAAAAGAUCUUGAAAAUGAUGAUAUAUUUUAUACUGAUAAUGGUUUAGAAUCUAGAAAAAGAAUUUACAAUCAUGAUAGAAGCGUCAAUCAAAAUUAUUACCCAGUUUUAGGUUAUAUAAAAUUAAAAGAAACCUCAGAAAAUAAUAAUCAUCAAUAUACAGUUUAUGUAGAUAGGUCAGUUGGCGCAACAUCACCAUCAGAUGGCGAAAUGGAAAUUAUGAUUCAUAGAACUAUGGAUACUGAUGAUUGGAAAGGAGUAAAUUGGCCAAGUAAAGACAUUGGAAGAAGUGAUGCUAAAUUAUACUUUAAUAUGGAUUUGGUUAAUAAUCAAUUACAAAAUGAAAAAAGAAUAAGUUUACAUAUUACAAAUCAACCAAUUAUGUUUGUCAAAAAACACAAUAAUCAAACUGGUUAUUUAUUAAAAUAUUCACCAUUAUCAAAUCAAUUACCUUCAAAUAUUCAUUUACAAUCAUUAUUAACAUUAAAAAACAAUACAGUCGGUUUAAGAUUAUUCAAUAUUCAUGAAGUUGAUUCAAAUACUCAAUCUACUACUGAUACCGAUAAAUCAACAUUAUUUAACGAAUUAGAAAUAUCAAACUUUAUUGAAACUGGUUUAUCUUUUUUAAAAUUAACAAAAAAUAAUUUAAUUGAUAAAUUUUCAACAAGAAUAAAUAAAAAAUUUCCAAUCAAAUGUGGUGAAUCAGAAUAUUCAUUUAUAAAUGAAAAACCAUCAUCAAUUAUUUUCUCAAAUAAUGGAACAAAUAAUAUUAUUGAUGGUGAGAAUAAAGGUGAAAACAACAAAACAAUUGAAACUAUUCAAAUUAAACCUCAUGAAAUUAAAUCAUUUACUUUUAAUUUUAAUUUCCAAUUAGAUCAAAUCAUACCUAAUAAUAAUAAUAAUAAUAAUAAGUAUGCUAUAAAUAAAGAAUUGAAUAAUGAAUAUAUUGAACAAUCAAUUGAAAAUCAGAGAUAUGAAUAUGAUUUUUCAUUUUUCCCAAUCAAGCCAACAUUUUAUGAUGACAGAGGAAAAUAUAAUAGACCAAACCAUUUAGCAUUAAUACUUUCAUUGUCAAUAGGAAUUCCAGCUGGUAUUUUAAUAAUAGUUAUAGCCUUGGUUGUUACUUAUAAAAAGAGAAAAAAUAGAAAAACUUUAACAUCUUCAAAUUCUUCAUCAAAUUUAAUUCAACAAGAAGACCAAACUGAUUAUUCUCCUUAA
Messenger RNA from Dictyostelium discoideum AX4, 3669 nucleotides. RefSeq lists its product as hypothetical. NCBI's taxonomy places the organism in Eukaryota, Evosea, Eumycetozoa, Dictyosteliales, Dictyosteliaceae. Gene Ontology annotation, cellular component: membrane. The transcript is spliced from 4 exons. Bases 1 to 3669 code for a protein of 1222 amino acids. The record is from RefSeq and is a predicted model, not a curated record. Gene Ontology annotation, biological process: mannose metabolic process; carbohydrate metabolic process. Gene Ontology annotation, molecular function: alpha-mannosidase activity; mannosidase activity; carbohydrate binding.